Molecule: messenger RNA, 1690 nt
Organism: Malaclemys terrapin pileata
Lineage: Eukaryota; Metazoa; Chordata; Testudines; Emydidae
Gene: RAMP2
Product: receptor activity modifying protein 2
Exons: 4
Coding region: 114-662 (182 amino acids)
Biological process (GO): cellular response to hormone stimulus; intracellular protein transport; protein localization to plasma membrane
Cellular component (GO): cell surface; membrane; signaling receptor complex
Molecular function (GO): coreceptor activity
Source: RefSeq, a predicted model, not a curated record
CAUUUUUCACACGUCUCCUGUAGUCACUACCAGCCCUGUCAGAGGAAAGGAGUUGCUUCCUGUUAUUUCCGUUGAAAUAGCUGUCCCGGCCAUUAGCAGGCAGGCUUUGCAGGAUGGCACUUUGCAGACAGACCGGCUCUGGCAGGCUCUGCCCCGGGCUCCUGCUGUUGCUGCUCUGGGAGGCUCUCGGGAGCGGGCUCCAUCCCGCAGGCACCGCCACGCCGGGAGCCAACGAGUCUCUGGCUGAGCGCCAGAACUGGACAGUGACUGAGUCUGAGGAUCUGCUCCUCAACAUGACCGCGGAUGAGUUGUACAAUCUGACAGCCUUCAUUUGCUGGGCCAAUUUCAGUCACUGGAUGAUGAACGUGACCAGGGCGCGGCUGUGUGAAUGGAGAGUCAUCAGCAGGCCAUACAGCGACCUCCGCAACUGCCUGGAGACCUUCGCCGAAAAACAGAAUUACGGCUACCCCAACAGCAUCGCCGAGGAGCGCAUCGUCCAGGGCCACCGCACUUACUUCAAGAACUGCACCCAAGACUACCCCGUCUUCCUCGACCCACCAGAGGACGUGCUGCUGGCCCUCAUCGUCACCCCCAUCUGCCUCAUCCCUUUCCUGGUCACCCUGGUGGUGUGGAGGAGCAAGGACGGCAAGAUGCAGUCCUGAGCGCCGAAGGGCUCCGGGGGUGCCAGAGGCAUCGCCAACGUGUUAGAGAACCAGACCUGGCUCGAACCUCUGACCCGACCUGACCUUGCCCCACGGGAGCCAGCCCCGGGCCUUCGCCUGCUGGCUGAGCUCCAGCGCUGGAGAGGCUGGGAGGCCCGAGUGCUCCACCCCACCUCUGCAGCGCUCGCUUCCGGCUGGGACUGGAACCACCGCUCCGCUCCCGCCGCUUCCAACCUGGCCACAAGCAGGAGCCGGCAGAGGCCCCAUCGCGCAGGCCCUACUGCCAGGCCCCACAGUUCGGAGACGCUUGGAGAACCAGCCCAGAGCGGCCCCCUCCAAGUCCCUGGAGCAUCCUCCAUCUCUGGCUGAACGCCCAGGGUUUGUACCACGCUGUACCCGCUCAAAUGAGGUUACAGCGCUGGGCUUCCAAUCCCAGGCCUCUAGACCUCACCGACGCCAGCAGGAGGAGAGAGCCUCGUGGGCGAUUCUGCUCUGGAUCUCACCCCUACGUAUCCCCCUACCGGGGUCCCACUCGCAGCUCACCGCAGCUUAACAAGUGCAAACCCCCUCCAGCAGCCCCAGCGCCAUGGAGAGUUCGCCCUCCUGUGUCGUCCUGAUCUGCACUGAGCAGCGGGCGGGGGAAGCCCGGGGGGACUGACUUACAGAGUGGCUCCAGUUCCAUGCGGAGAGGGGUCACAUCCUCCAGAGAAACCCCCUCCCCUCACACGGUUGCUUUGCCUUCUAGGCCCCACCAGCAAGCAGAGGUUGCUAUGCCAGGGCUGGCGUCAUGGGUGCAUGAAGGGGGCCCCUCGCCUUGCAUUGCUGACAAAGCCUUGUGUUUCGGGACAGGACGUCAUGCCAGGGCAGCGGGUUUCCCCUGCCCUGUUUAUGGGGCUCUGAUGCCAGGGGCAGGCUCCCUCGCCAUGUGACACCAGAGGCUGCGUGCCUCUUUUACUGUUUUUUCUGAUCCCCUUUGCAAACAGGCUCCCUGGUUAACCAGCUGGAGAUUAAAGACCUUCCCUUCCCGA